Messenger RNA from Clarias gariepinus (North African catfish), 3902 nucleotides. RefSeq lists its product as uncharacterized. Lineage: Eukaryota; Metazoa; Chordata; Actinopteri; Siluriformes; Clariidae. The record is from RefSeq and is a predicted model, not a curated record. The transcript is spliced from 10 exons. Bases 394 to 1761 code for a protein of 455 amino acids.
AGUUGAGAUCUAUUACAGUUAGCUUGGUAGAGAAAUGUAACUGUUGCAAACUCGGUUCUGUUUUUUUUUUUUGGUGCAGUUAAACUUUCAAUGUACGUAGAGGUUCCGUGAAAUAUGAUCAUCCUGGUGUAUCUGUACUACCUGGCAACACUGACGCGCACUACCCUCACAUACAGACCGCAUACUCUGUAGAACUGUAGAGUGUCCACAGUACAGGACUCGUAUUGGACAGCUUUUGAUAGCUGUAAUAAAAUAUAGAUAAUUAUGAAUACAGUGAACAAAGCUUAUGUCUUUGUUUUUAUAAUUAUGUAACUUUUUUUUUUUUUUUUUUUUACCGGAUACGAGGCCACUUCCACUUCCUGGCGGGUGACUUGACUCUGACAUUUUCCAAGCAUGUCUGCGCUUGUGGGUGAAGCGAUCAAACAGUGCAGAGCAGAGGAGCUAAAACUCACCGAAACUAUCCGGCAGUAUGGAGAGAUUUUACGCUCCAUGAAAACGCGUGUGAAACACAGCACUGAAGCGGAACCCACGACCAGCGUGAAGGAUCAUGACAUUCCUUUGAAAGAGAGACAAGAAGUUGAGCUCCUAGAACAAGUCCUGGAAAAGGCUUUGAAAGUCCGUAGCAGCUCUGUAGUUGGCUCAAAAUACCAAGAAAAGCCCUUUUCAAAAGGCAGCGCUAGUAAAGCUAUUGCUGUUAAAGAUCGUGAUAAAAGAAACCCACAAAAAUUGUCCUCUGAGGUUAAAGAAAGUCGUCAGGGCGCAGGACAAUUAAAAAACACUGAUGGCCAUGGGGGUGGUGCUACACGCCGGGUUUCGGGCAAGACAGGACCAUCAUCUCAGCCCACCGUCAAAGUAAAGCAGUUGGGUACAAAUUUGACCCAAAAAACUACUGGAACAUAUGUUCAAAGAAAGCCCUUCCAGAUCAACAGUUGUUCCCUAGAAUCAGACAGAGUUAUGAAGCACAUCGGAUUAUCUUCUUCAGAAAAGGGGACAUCCCAUUUGGAUCAGGAACGAAAAAUCCAAUGUGAAGCAUCAGCUCCUGAGGAGCAAUGGGUACCUUCACCUUUGUUAUCGUUAUGGCUUGCACAACGGACCAAAAAGAACAAAUUGUGGACUAAAGUCUUGACCAGACAUUCUAAGCCUGUACCGGAGAGAGACCACUUUAAGAAGAGACUUAUCAGUACUUUUCCCACAGAAUGGGCUUCUGUCCACAUGGCAGCCAUGGAAGAACAACUAGGUGUCCUAAUGCAACUAGGGGUGGACCUGACUCACUGUUAUAAUGCUGAGCUCCAACGCCACCAACUGGGAUUUAGUCCAGAACCAUCGACAAAGAAGGACUAUGAAUCGCUGCUUAUGUUGGCAGGCCUGGAAAAAAUGAUGGUUCAGGUCAUUAAUGAAGCUGGUCAUCUCAAAAAAGAUUGGGAGAAGAAGAUGGCACAGUGGCGUGGGUCACUGUGUCCGUUGCGCAGCAGGAUUGAUUGGCAUUGCUCGGAGCAACCCUUCCUGCCCCCCACAAUAGCCUACAGCAGCAGUGGCGAGCUAGAAGACCUUUACAGUCUGAGACUACAAGUAGCUCAGCUGAAGCUGGAGAUCCACAUGCACCAGUGCAUGUGUGAUAUACUCUCAGAUCUGAUCUCCUGUGAGUCCUCCUCAUCUGGACGGCCCAGUGCUACUCUACUACGUGGUGUGUAUUCACUCCUGGGUGAGGGAGGUACUCAAUUUCCCAGCCUGGUUUUGGACAUUGAUUUAACUCAAACAUGAAGAACAAUGAAACCGGACUGAUUUAGACUGGGAAUCUGUUCAAAUCCUGUCCUCCUAAAGUGGAUAUGAACUUUUUUUUUUGGUUGUAUUUGAUUGACAGAAGUUAGCUCAAAAGCCUCCUAUCAACUGGGUUAAAUAUUGGCAGGAAAGAUGCUGCAGCUGCUCGGAUGUUUCGAGAAUAAAGCUGCCAGCUGCUGUUAACAGCUGCCUUUCUUCUAGUUCCCACCAUUUUAAAUCGCUGCACUGCAAGUGUUAAUAUGGAGAUUCAUCAGCAUCUUUUACAUUUCAAACAUUUAUACUACAAAGAUUGGUUGUCAAGAGUCAAGUUUUGCUAAGUUUUACCAGUAGAGAGCACCAUGUUAUUAGAUUGAGUAUUGGCUUAAGCCAUGCCUGUACUCUUGAUUUGCCCCUUUUCCCAUGACAUAGCUUAUACAAACAAAUGAGUAAAUAGCAGAGAAGUUGUGUGCAUUGAGAACAGCAAAGCUGCAAACAUGACUCAACAGUAGCGUGAACACCUGGAUUGGGGUCUAAUGCAUCAAAUGGUUGUGUCUGUUUAGGUAAGUUUGUGUCUAUGGUUGUUAGUCUCGUAAUUAAUUGGUUUUAUUUGACUUAAGCAUUUUAAAUUGGUAAAGGACAGUCAUUUUACUUUAAUCUAUUGUAGAAACACACUUAGGUGAUAUACCCCUUUUUUACAAUUUGCCUAAAAAUAAUUUCAUUUAAGUCUCAAAUAUGACAGCAAUGUUUCUACUGUAGUCUUAAGGCUUGAUUUAUAGGGUACUUACAGUAUUAAUCAAAUGUCCUUUUUGGUAAUUUUGAGACAUUUAGAUGGGUCUCCAUCGUGUGUGCAUUUAAAGAAAAGUCAAAAAAAAAAAGAACUUUGCCUGUUUUUUGUCCUAGCAAACCCCUAGCUUGUUGCUUAGCUCUGCCCAGAGGUGCAAGCAGGGAGCAAGGCUGGCCCAUGUAGUCCCAUCCGAUAAGAGAACUACUGUAUCUCAAGUUGAUAAAAAAGUUAAUGCUGGGCUGUUUUGGUGGCAAAAGUAGGAGCUACUCAAUAUUAGACAGGUGGUCAAAAUGUUAUGGCUGAUUGUAUAUACAAGUGUGUAGCUAGCUAACAAAGUAAAAUAUUUUUGUUUUGUGGGAGUCCCAGCAGUUGAGUCACUCUUAAAGAUCACUCUUAAAAAGAAGUGAAGGGUUUUUUAUUUUUUUUGCUAAUUUAAUCCUGCAUUUAGACUGCCACAGAGGGUCUGUGUUCAAAUGAAUCACGUAUGUGUAGGCUACACUGGCCCAAACCUUUCUUUAGUUACAAAGGAAAUGUGAUUGACACAUUAUUUUUAUGCACUGUUUUAUGUCUACUACAUAGGUUUUAUGCACAGAGUAGUUUUAACAUGCUGCCCUCUCAACCAUGUGAUUCAUCCCACACUUUUCAAUACAAUAAAAGUCUGAUUUGUCAUCAUUGUCAAGAAUACGCAGUGCGAUCAGUGCUGUCCACUGCUUAUAAGAGGACUUUGAGUGCAAGUCUUUAUUUAUGCCAAGACUCCUGUAGGUGAAAGUGAGAUCCUGGCCAUGUAGGCUGAUCCAGACGGGGGGACAGGUGGUGCUGGUGGGUGCCUCCUCCAACCCCCCACACACUCCAACUUUCACAGUGACUCAGCACGAAGAGGGGAAACCAAAAACAGAGCAACAUGAACUGGAUAUAAAAGCCAAAACACCCACCCCACAGGCAUAAGCUCACUCAAUUUUAAACCACCAUGCCCAUCUAUAUCAUUUAGCCAUCGAUCUGAUUUAAAAUCAAGGACACACAGGAUAGGUAUCUUGCCUGUGUUGCCUGUAAUGCAAUCAUGAAACAAGAUGUUGGUGAUCGUGUUUAGCGAUGAAAUUUCAAGGGAAAUUCUAUAACGCCCCCAGCCAAGAUCUGUAAUGUGUCUCAAAGGCAUAAACGUGUGUUUGUCUGACACAUAGUGUUCUCACGGAUAGUGAUGGUUGUUUCUUGGCACAUAUAGUCUGGAACAACAGAUUUCCCUACCAUUUAUAUUUGUCACUGUAAUUCUUUUUAUUUAUUUCCCAUACAUUGCUAUAGAAUAUGGUACAUUGUUUCAUUUCCUUUGUAAAUUUAUGUGAAGAUCAUUGAUUUUUUUUUUUUU